Molecule: messenger RNA, 1611 nt
Organism: Solanum verrucosum
Lineage: Eukaryota; Viridiplantae; Streptophyta; Magnoliopsida; Solanales; Solanaceae
Product: cytokinin dehydrogenase 1-like
Exons: 5
Coding region: 1-1611 (536 amino acids)
Biological process (GO): cytokinin metabolic process
Molecular function (GO): cytokinin dehydrogenase activity; FAD binding
Source: RefSeq, a predicted model, not a curated record
AUGAAGUCACCAACCCAAUUUUUCUUUAUUCAAAAGCAUAUACUUCUAAAAUUGCUUAUAUUCAUACUCUUCAUUUGUUCAAACAAUAAAAGUAACAUAUGUUGUAAUCAUCAUUUUACUAACACUUCAAGUCUAUCAUUGAAACAACUAAAACUUGAAGGGUACCUUAGUUUUGAAAAACUAAAUCAUGCAGCUAAAGACUUUGGCAAUAGAUGUCAUUUCCUUCCAUUGGCAAUUUUGUAUCCAAAAUCUGUUCUUGAUAUAUCAUCCACCUUAAAACAUGUCUUCGAAAUCGGUACUAGAACAGACUUAACUGUUGCUGCUAGAGGCAAUGGACACUCUUUAGAAGGACAAGCUCAAGCUUAUCAAGGACUUGUUAUUAACAUGAAAUCACUUCAAGAACUAGAAAUGAAGUUCAAGAUUGAGGAAUUGUCUUAUGUUGAUGUUUCUGCUGGAGAGCUUUGGAUAAAUGUCCUGCAUGAAAGUCUUAAACUUGGGCUUGCACCUAAAUCUUGGACUGAUUAUCUUCACCUCACUGUUGGUGGAACUUUGUCUAAUGCUGGAAUCAGUGGACAAGCUUUUAAGCACGGACCGCAGAUCAAUAACGUCUACCAACUCGAGGUUGUCACUGGUAAAGGAGAGGUGAUUACUUGUUCAGAGGAGCAGAAUGCAGACUUGUUCCAUGGUGUACUAGGAGGAUUAGGGCAGUUUGGUAUUAUAACCAAGGCAAGAAUUGCUCUUGAAACAGCACCAAAGCAGGUCAAGUGGAUCAGAGUGUUGUAUUCAGAUUUUGCUACAUUUUCGAAUGAUCAAGAGAACUUGAUAUCAUCUCAGAAUACAUUUGACUAUAUCGAAGGAUUCGUCAUCAUAAACAGCACUGGAUUAUUGAAUAACUGGAGGUCUACUUUCAAUCCUAAAGAUCCACUUCUAGCUAGCAGUUUUAGUUCAGAAGGCAGAGUUUUAUUCUGUUUAGAAGUUGCCAAAUACUUCAAUCCAGAGGACACAUACAGUCCUGAUCAGGACAUUGAUAUACUCUUAUCAAAGUUGCAUUAUAUUCGAUCAACGUUGUUCCUAUCAGAAGUCUCCUACGUUGAGUUCCUCGAUAGAGUUCAUGUCUCCGAGAUGAAGCUACAAGAAAAGGGGUUGUGGGAUGUUCCUCAUCCAUGGCUAAAUCUUCUAAUACCAAAAAGCAGGAUUCUUGAAUUUGCACAAGAAGUUUUCGGGAAGAUUCUUACUGAUACAAGCAAUGGUCCUAUACUCAUCUACCCUGUCAACAAAUCAAAGUGGAGAAAAGGAACAUCAAUGGUUACACCUGAUGAAGAUGUUUUCUAUCUCAUCGCGUUCCUGUCAUCUGCUAUGCCUUUUUCAACAGGAAAGGAUGGAAUAGAACAUAUUAUGAAUCAGAACAAAAGGGUAUUAAGUUUUUGUGAAAAAACGCGUAUUGGAAUGAAACAAUAUUUACCAAAUCACAAGACUCAAGAAGAGUGGAAACAUCAUUUUGGUUCUCAAUGGGAAGCAUUUACUAGGAGGAAAUCUACAUAUGACCCUUUGGCAAUACUUGCUCCAGGACAGAGGAUUUUCAAAAGGAGAGCAGCCUGUGAACAACAAUGA